This is a messenger RNA of Triticum turgidum subsp. durum (durum wheat), 1245 nucleotides long. The record is from the annotation of a GenBank genome assembly. NCBI's taxonomy places the organism in Eukaryota, Viridiplantae, Streptophyta, Magnoliopsida, Poales, Poaceae.
AUGGCGACCAAGAGGAGCGUGGGCACCCUCGGGGAGGCGGAUCUCAAGGGGAAGAAGGUGUUCGUGCGCGCCGACCUCAACGUGCCGCUCGACGACGCCCAGAAGAUCACCGACGACACCCGCAUCCGCGCCUCCAUCCCCACCAUCAAGUACCUCCUCGAGAAGGGCGCCAAGGUCAUCCUGGCCAGCCAUCUGGGCCGCCCAAAAGGUGUCACCCCCAAGUUCAGCUUGAAGCCUCUUGUUCCACGCUUGUCUGAGCUCCUUGGACUUGAAGUUGUGAUGGCCCCUGACUGCAUCGGUGAAGAAGUUGAGAAAUUGGCUGCUGCUUUGCCAGAUGGUGGUGUUCUACUCCUAGAGAAUGUUAGAUUCUACAAGGAGGAAGAGAAGAACGAUCCUGAGUUUGCUAAGAAGCUUGCAUCAGUUGCUGACCUUUAUGUAAAUGACGCUUUCGGCACUGCACAUAGGGCUCAUGCUUCAACCGAGGGUGUAACCAAGUUUUUGAGGCCUUCUGUUGCUGGCUUCCUCAUGCAGAAGGAACUUGACUAUCUUGUCGGAGCUGUUGCCAACCCAAAGAAGCCCUUUGCUGCCAUUGUUGGUGGAUCCAAGGUCUCAUCUAAGAUUGGUGUGAUCGAGUCUCUGCUGGCCAAGGUUGAUAUCCUCAUCCUUGGUGGUGGUAUGAUCUUCACAUUCUACAAGGCCCAGGGAUUAGCUGUUGGAAAGUCUCUUGUGGAGGAAGACAAACUUGAACUGGCAACUUCACUGAUCGAAACGGCAAAGUCCAAGGGUGUUAAGCUCUUGCUUCCGACUGAUGUCGUUGUGGCUGACAAGUUUGCAGCAGAUGCCGAAAGCAAGAUUGUUCCUGCCACUGCUAUCCCUGAUGGUUGGAUGGGUCUGGAUGUUGGCCCAGAUUCCAUCAAGACUUUCGCAGAAGCCUUGGACACCACCAAGACUGUUAUCUGGAACGGUCCUAUGGGAGUCUUUGAGUUUGAGAAGUUUGCCGCAGGCACUGAUGUUAGUACAAUAUCACAUAACUUGUCUCAGGCGAUCGCCAAGCAGUUGGCUGAGCUUACUGGGAAGGGUGUCACGACCAUCAUUGGUGGAGGUGACUCUGUUGCUGCUGUUGAGAAGGCUGGGCUGGCCGACAAGAUGAGCCACAUUUCCACCGGCGGUGGCGCGAGCUUGGAGCUGCUGGAAGCUAUCAGCUUGCUGCGUGCACCUUUUGUUUGGGAUCUCAUCUCGGUGUAA